AUGGCCCAGAGGUCAUACAAAAUCAAAGAGAAAGAGAGGAAAGAAGAAAUAGAAAGGCCUCUCCCACCUAUUCACCUCCUCUCCUUUUUUUCCCCCAAUAUUAAUUUGAUUCCCCCUUGUGGUUUUCUCCCUUCCAUUGGAUUGUACGGAUUCUUGCAUAAAAUUCCUGCAAUUUUUUUUUUCUUCUUCCAUUCUCCCCAUUCUUCUCCACCUCUUUCCUCUCUUUGUUUCCUCCCCCACCUCUCUCCCUCUGUUUUUUUUUUAUUAUUUUUUUGGUCUUCUGAGACUGCUAGAUAGAAGAAGAAGAAAAGCCAGACCUGGUCUCUGGGCUCUGCUUCCUUGGAACUCUCUUCUGGGUUUUGGAGGAAAAAGCCUUUCAGCACCCGCUGAGAUUGGUUUAAAGGGCUUCACAAAUAUAAAAACUCUUUCUAAUUUUGCUAAUUAUUUAGCAUAAAAAGAACUGCUUUUAUUUUUUUUUUCUAUUAAUUUUUCUCUGGGAUUGAGAAGGGGGACGGGAGAAGGAGAGGUAAAGAUGGGAAAGCACGGACCUUGCUGUCAUUGUGGAGUCACAAGUACUCCUCUUUGGCGGAAUGGACCGCCAGAGAAGCCAGUUUUAUGCAAUGCAUGUGGUUCAAGGUGGAGAACAAAGGGUUCACUGACAAAUUACACCCCUAUGCAUGCUCGAGAACCUAUAGAUUCAGAAGAAUUAAAAGUUCCUAAGGUGAAAAAUAUAUCACUCAAAUCCAAAGAACAGAAGCUGCACAAGAAAAAGCAGAGCGGUAUUACAUUGGAAAGCAAACGUGAAAUGCCAUAUUCUGACCAGAACUUCCGAAAGAUAGCUGAUGGUGAUCCAAGCAAUCGAUCUAGUUCUGGAUCAGCGAUAUCAUAUUCAGAAAGUUGUGCACAUUUUGGAGCCACUGAUGCAAGUGAUAUGACAGGUUCAGCACAAUCAAAUGUCUGGGAUUCUCAGGUUCCAUCCAAGAAGAGGACAGGUGUUACUCGUCCAAAGCCCUCUCCUGUUGAAAAGCUCACAAAAGACCUUUAUACUAUAUGGCAUGAACAACAGCCAUCUUACCAAGGAUCUUCUGAAGAGGAUCUACUCUAUGAAAGUGGAACUCCAAUGGAUUCAUUUGAGAUGGGCUAUGGAAGCGUACUUAUUAGGACUUCAAAGUCUAUAGAGGAGGAAUCAGAGGCAAGCUCACUUCCAGUAGAUAAUAAAUCAUACAUUAUCAAUGAGGCUUAUACAGGGAUAGCCUCCUUUCCUGUACAUAGUGAAAGCAAAGGAAUUAGACUUUCAGAUUCUGGUAAUACCAAAGUUAAGAAGUCUACAGCACAAGUGACAAGAGAGAAUGUCAGAAGGGAUAAAUUUUCCCAUGAUAAGUUACAAAUCCUGCGAGACAGAGAAUCACCACUAUGUUCCACAGAUCUGCAAGAUGUCAUUAACUUCGAAGAACUUAUGAAGUAUUUGACGCAUGAGGAACAACAGCGUCUGAUGAAAUAUCUUCCUUCUAUAGAUACCGCCAAACCUCCUGAGAGCCUUAAAAGCAUGUUUAGCAGUCCACAAUUUGUGGAGUCUUUAUCUCACUUUCAGCAACUGCUUCAAGAGGGAAUUUUUGAUCUCUCCUUUUCGGGAGCGAAUGUUGAGGAAUGUAGGACUUUAAGGAAGCUUGCAUUACUGAAUUUGACAAAAUUUAAAUGGGUGGAGUACUAUAAACACUUAAAGGAUGUAAACCAUAAACAGAUCACAGAAGGAAAGGAAAUGGUCAGCAGGCUAAAAUCUCCUGGAUUUUCCAAUUCAGCAUCCCUCAAGAAGACUCGAGAUGGCCAGAAUCAGAACUAUCCUGAGCUGAAAGAGACCAUGAGAAGCCCAAAAAGAAUGUGCAAAUCUGGGAUCACGAAUCUUCUGUCAAGAAAUCCAACUCAGCCGAAUUCCAGCGACACAGGCUCAAAGUUGACUGAUGAUGCAAAUGAUUUCAUGGACAAUGAAGGGGCUUGCUUCAGUCCAAGAAGCUUUUUCGCAUCUCCUCCAGAUAGGAGCUCCAUGCUGGUUCCUCUGCAAUUCAGCGAUGACAGCACUGAUCAUGACCUGUUGCUAGAUGUGCCUUGCAAUGCAUCAUUCCCUGAGGCGGAACUACUUUAUCAUCCUUGGAAACAGAGAACCACCCAAAGCAGUUCCCAAGCAGAGAGUGGAGUCGCCCAAGGUGAAGAGAGUCUCUCCAACUUUCCGUCCAGCGGCAGCAACAAGCAGCCGAACUACCAGUACAUUGAAGGUACUUGGGGAAGUAUGAGGCAGUGGUUGGAUGGUUCAGGUGGCAGGCGCCUCUUGGUGGGCAUCCAGUGUGAGCUGAGCCCCAACGGAUACAAGAUCGAGCAGCGAGCCAACAUUAUGGUGUUCUUGGUUGCUAUAAUCGCCCUACAGAAUGGUGUGGAUGGAAUGACACUAUUCCAAGCCAAAAAAAGAGAGGGAGAGAGGGAAGGCAUGGCGAACUACGGCGCCAUGCUGAGGCGGUCCGGCCUGGGCCGCGCCACCGAGGCGGUGGCGGAGCGGGCUCGCUCCACACGCAAGGCCCUCUCCCGCUUCGCCCGCCCCCAGGCCUUCGCCUGCCCGGCCGACGCCGAGGCCGCCGCCGUCCGCGCCGUCCGCAACGUCGCCUACUUCCGCCUCCACUACGCCCUCGUCCUCUGGAUCCUCCUCCUCGCCACCCUCGCCCCCACCCACCGCGCCUCCAUGCUCUUCCUCAUGGCCGCCUCCAAGGUCGCCCUCUUCUACGGCGUCCUCCUCCGCGCCUUCCCCAACUCCGCCCUCCUCCGCCGGAUCCUCGACCGCCGGCUCGUCCUCGCCCUCUUCCUCAUCGUCAUCGUCGUCGAGCUCGCCCUCACCGACGCCAUCAAGCACCUCCUCCUCGCCCUCGCCAUCGGCGUCCCCCUCGUCCUUCUCCACGCCGUGUUCAGGCAAAUGGAGCUAAAUACAAUAAAAGAUGCAUUUGACCGAGUUGCUAAGAAGCAAAAGCUUUCAUGCUCUAAAACCCAAGAAGUCAUUGACGAGGUUGGGCGAGAGAUAGAGCAGGCAAUGGCCAAGAUGCAGUCAACCGAUAAUGGUUCAGGCUGCUCUGACCAGAAAUCCAUUCUCUUGGAGCUCAAAACUAAGCUGAAUGAAAUGGCUCCAAUGAAUCAACUUGAAGGGUCCCAGAGGGAACUGAACGUUGGGCUUGUCAAGUAUGCAAAGAUCCUUGAGAAGUGCUUCAAUCCGGAUAUAUCCAAGGCAUAUCGAAACGUUGACUUUGACAUCCAUAUAGUAAACCAGAUCAUUGCAAGCCACUUCUAUCGCCAAGGCCUGUUUGAUCUUGGUGACUGCUUUAUAAGCGAAGCUAACGAGCCAGAUGCUACUGCUCUAAAAUCUCCAUUCCUGGAGAUGUAUGGGAUACUCGAAGCUAUGAGGUCUAGGGACCUUGAGCCCGCACUGAACUGGGCUUCCAAACAGAGUGAAAGGCUAUUGCAGAAUGGGUCAAGCCUGGAGCUGAAGCUUCACCAACUGCAGUUUGUGGAAAUACUACAGAAGGGAAGUCAAAAUGAGGCUCUGCAAUAUGCAAGGACCUACCUGGCUCCAUUUGCUUCGGUGCACAAGGUUGAGAUUCAAAAGCUAAUGGCCUGUCUCUUGUGGGCAGGUCGGCUUGACCAGUCUCCUUAUGCAGAGUUUAUGUCUCCAACUCACUGGGAGAGGUUGGCUGAGGAGCUCACCCAGCAGUUUUGCAGCCUCUUGGGUCAGUCCUAUGAGAGCCCACUCAGCGUGGCUAUAGCAGCAGGGAUCCAAGGGUUGCCAACUCUUCUGAAGUUAGCAAGUGUGAUGGCCGCGAAGCAGCAGGAGUGGCAGGCAAUGAAGCAGCUGCCAGUGCCUGUUGAUCUUGGGAGGGAAUUCCAGUUUCAUUCUAUUUUUGUGUGCCCAGUGCUGAGGGAGCAAGGGAGUGAUGAGAACCCACCAAUGCUGAUGCCUUGUGGGCAUGUGCUGUCAAAGCAGUCGAUAGCGAAACUGUCAAAGAGCAGUACAAGGCCAUUCAAGUGCCCCUAUUGCCCACUCGAGGCAACGACUGUAGGAGAUGGAGUUCUGAUCCUUACUGGCAGCAGCAACAUCUCUCUUCUUACUGCAAGUAGGAGAUUCAUGAGCCCAUCAAGCUUCAGACAUCCGCCAAAUCUCGGAGUCAGAAGGUUCGAAGCCCGCACCCUCCAAAACCCUAACAAUCGAAUCGUCUCUCUCUCUCUCUCUCUCUCUCUCUCUCUCCGCCCCAAAACCCUGGAAAUGCUCCUCUGCUCCGCCAUUUGGCUUCCAUUUACUCCCCUUCAAGGCUUCCCUCUCUCCUCCUCCGCCUCCUACUCCCAAGUUUGUCGAGGGUGGCCCUCCACGCCCUCUCUUCGGGCGGAGCAGAAGCCCGGAGGCCCGAUCCGAUGCUCAAUCUCGCAGGUCAACAGCUACGGCACCGUGGACUACGAGCGGCGGCCGGCCCUCAAGUGGAGCUCGCUCUACCGCAGGAUCGCCACCAUGGAGAACCCCAGCCUCGGCCCCGCUGCUGUCCUCGAGCGGUGGGAGGAGGAGGAGAGGCGGCUCAACAAGUGGGAGCUCUGUCGCGUGGUGAAGGAGCUCAGGAAGUUCCGCCGGUUCAAGCUCGCCUUGGAGGUUUAUGAUUGGAUGACUGCCCAAAGAGACCGAUUUACAUUUACGUCUAGUGACAUGGCAAUCCAGUUGGAUCUGAUUGCCAAAGUACAUGGCAUUUUGCAUGCUGAAGAACACUUCUCAAAGCUUCCUGAUACCUUAAAAGACAAGCGUGCAUAUGGUGCUCUUCUAAAUGUUUACGGGCAAGCAAAGAUGAAAGAGAAGGCAGAGGAUAUUAUUGAGGAAAUGAGAAACAACGGAUAUGCAACUGAAGCCCUAUUUUUCAAUGUGAUGAUGACUCUUUAUAUGAAUGUUGGAGAACAUGAGAAAGUUAAUAAGAUCAUUAAUGAGAUGAAGGAGAACAAUGUUUCAUUUGACAUAUGCUCUUACAAUAUCUGGAUAACAAACUGUGCAGUUAUGGGAGAUGCAGAGGAGAUGGAAAGAGUGGUAGGGAUGAUGAAUUCGGACAAUGGCAUCAUUGCUAAUUGGACCACUUAUACUACACUUGCUACCAUGUAUAUUAGACUAGGCAAUAUUGAGAAGGCACAAAGUUGCCUAAAGGAUACCGAAAUUAGAAUGACGGGCAGGGAUCGAAUGCCUUUUCAUUACCUUAUUGGACUUUAUAGCAGAAUAGGAAAGAAAGAGGAAGUCUAUCGGAUUUGGAACUGGUACAAGUCAAGUUUCCCUAGCAUCCUGAAUAUGGGUUACCAUUCAAUGCUUUCUUCUUUGAUUAGGCUAGGGGAUACUGAUGGAGCUGAAAUGAUCUUUGGAGAAUGGCUUUCCAUGACAUCAAGCUAUGAUCCCAGGAUCUGCAAUAUUCUUUUGGGUUCGUAUGCCAGAGAAGGGCUGGUUGCUAAGGCUAAGAAUGUUCUUGACAGAUUUUCAGAAAAAGGCGGAAAGCCAAGACCGGUCACGUGGGAGAUCCUUGCAGAAGGCUACAUUAAGGUGGAACAAACUUCCGAGGCAUUAUUGUGUAUCAAAGAAGCUGCAUCGUAUGGAGGAGUAAAUAACUGGAGACCAAAACCCACAAACAUAGAAAUCCUCCUAGCACUCUGUAAGAGGCAGAAUGACAUUGCUGGUGUUAAUAUGUUGAUGGACGCCCUUCGAAUGAGAGGAUGCCAUGAAAACGAGGAGUACAAGGCAUUAAUUAGCGAAUACUCUCAGGGCAAUUGAGCAUGGUAAAAGAUGAGCAUCUGAGGAAUUGUUCGAGACCAAGAUGCUUGUUGGUAUGUCUGAAAUCAGUCUCAAAGGAACAGCUCAUGUCUCCACAUGUUACUAAAGAUUCUUUCUGCCUCUAUAUGAUUUGAAGUAGGGGCACAAAUGCACUUGUGGGUCAUUGCUCUGCACAUAGAAUAUCUGGAAUAUUGUACGUUAAAAUGGAGCUGCACUGCCUUUAAACGAUCAUGUGCAUGGAUCACACAUUGGAUCAGAGUCCUACUGAUUCUUCAAAGUUUUGUCUUGCAGAAUGGUUGUCAAAUAGUUUAUUUACGACAUCAGUGAAGCUGUCUUUUGUCUUAGAGAUGAGGAACAUGAUGGUGCGGCAUUGAAUAGCUCUUAUAACCAGAGUUGCACUGGCUGCAGAAGUGCCUAUCUUGCUGCUUGUCCUUUUGUUUUUUUUUCUGUCUAUUAUUGCUUUGAAAUUCCGGACAGCUUCUCUAAGUUGGUUGCACUAUUGAGGCAAAACUGGCAACUGACAUACCUGAGGGAAGGCAUGUCAUUAGAUUUAAUUGUGAAAAUAGAUCUAAGACCCAGAGGGUCCUAAUUGGAGGAUCUGCAUAUUGGAGGGAAACUUGUGACUUGCUAAUUGCCACAGCGUUUGCAAAACCAUGAGGCGCAGCAAGAAGAAAUCACACACUUUCACCUCCCUGUAAUUGGGUGAUCCAAUUUGCUAAAUAUCGCUAUAUAUCUAUAUAUAUAUUGUUAGUGUUAGCUGCA
Molecule: messenger RNA, 6580 nt
Organism: Phoenix dactylifera (date palm)
Lineage: Eukaryota; Viridiplantae; Streptophyta; Magnoliopsida; Arecales; Arecaceae
Product: GATA transcription factor 27-like
Biological process (GO): regulation of DNA-templated transcription
Molecular function (GO): sequence-specific DNA binding; zinc ion binding
Source: RefSeq, a predicted model, not a curated record